Symbiodinium pilosum is the source of this 684-nucleotide messenger RNA. NCBI's taxonomy places the organism in Eukaryota, Dinophyceae, Suessiales, Symbiodiniaceae. The record is from the annotation of a GenBank genome assembly.
GAGCCAGAUCCAAAAGGGAAGGUGCUGGUCGCAAGGUGGGAGACAGUGUCGCUGAUCAUGGAAAAUGGGGAGGUGGUCAAGAAAGAUGGGAAGCCGGUCACGGACGUCAAAGGGCCGAUCUUUGAGCUAAAGGGAAAAGAUGGGCGAAAGCUGCAUCUCAAGAUGCCGAAGCCAGAGGAUCCUUGGCCACGGAAGGAUGGUCCCAUGAAGCAGGCAACUCAGAGAAUUCACCACUUGGAGAACUUGUUGCUUUACCACAACGAGAAGGUCAGGAACCCAGAAGGCAUGGGCGAGAUCAUCCCUGACUGGAAGGUCAUCUAUCCUGAGCUGAAUGCGGAUCAAUAUGGAAAGGCUUUGGGAAGCGCCUUCCUCACUGGCAUGAUGUACCUAGACAACGAAGACAGCGAGUCUGUGGAGAUUGUCGGCAGCUGUGAUCACGAAGCCUAUGAGCGGUCCACAGUCAAAGACUGCUGCCGGAUGGUCAUCAGGCGAGAGAGCGGCAUACUGGAGCAGUUCCCCCUAGCUGCUGCUUGGCAACAGCAGGCGUUGCUCCUAGCUUUCGAGCUGCGCCUACGUUGCUUGAUGCAGGCCGAUGACAACAUCGAGGCGCAUAGGGCAGUAUGUGAGGAUUUGCUUGAGGCGUACUGCUACGCAUGCGAAAAUCCAGAUCUUCAAAUGCUUUGA